AUGGACCACUAUCGUACCCUAGAGGUGGAGCCUUCUGCGGGGGAUUCUCAGCUAUGGAGCGCCUACCGGCGGAAGGCGUUGGCGACCCAUCCGGAUAAGGGCGGCUCCUCAGAGGCUUUCAGAGCUGUGGAGACCUUGAUCGAUGCCGCCCGCCGCGCCGCCUACGACCAGCUGCGCGCGGUUCCGGCUCCGCCGGCGUUUCCGGCGGCGCCCGUGGUGCCGCGGCGCCGGUCCGCGGCGCGGGCGGGCGAGGUGCCGCGGCGAGCGAAGGAAGCAUGGGCUUCAGGGCCAAAGGAAGCCCAAAAGCCGGAAGCAGAGGAUGCUGAAGACAUCAGUGCCAAGCCUGCCAAGCAUCAGGAACUCUUGAAGAAGCUCUUGAAAAAGACUCGAAAGGAGAUGUUCUCCGAACUUCAAGCGCUGAGUGAGGAGGAGUCGGACCUGGAGCUGGUUGAGCAGACGCUGGAGGGCAUGAUUGGCCUGCGGCUUACCCUGAAGAAUCAGCAGAUGGUCAAGCCGCCGACCGUGAGACCAAAGAAGGCCAAGAAGAAGAAGGCGACUUCGGUUGCAGAAGGGCGGCCACUGCGGACUCGCAAGACGGGGCGCAACUUGCUGAAGGGCGUGAGCUGCAAUCGACGUGAUGGGUCAUACCAGGCCAGGAUUUCCUUCAACAAUUUCACGAUCGGCACACAAUACGUCAAGAGUCUGGAUGCAGCCGUGGACAUGCACAUUUGUUUGGUCCAGAUGCGACGAACGGCCAUGGGGAACAUCUGA
Durusdinium trenchii is the source of this 771-nucleotide messenger RNA. Lineage: Eukaryota; Dinophyceae; Suessiales; Symbiodiniaceae. The record is from the annotation of a GenBank genome assembly.